Messenger RNA from Siniperca chuatsi (mandarin fish), 15231 nucleotides. Its product is annotated as A-kinase anchor protein 13-like. Lineage: Eukaryota; Metazoa; Chordata; Actinopteri; Centrarchiformes; Sinipercidae. The record is from RefSeq and is a predicted model, not a curated record. Gene Ontology annotation, molecular function: guanyl-nucleotide exchange factor activity. Gene Ontology annotation, cellular component: plasma membrane. Bases 243 to 9767 code for a protein of 3174 amino acids. Gene Ontology annotation, biological process: regulation of Rho protein signal transduction. The transcript has 47 exons.
CAUCGGGGCUGCGUCUCAGCGUGAACCCCGAGCCUCCGCAACCAGCGCCCAGCGCGAGACAGGGUUUCAACCUGGAAGAAGAUGGUAUUCUUCAACUGCUUCGUCUGCGCUUAUCAUUUUGAGAAAGGAGGUAGACGCUUUAAAGAGUUCCCGUAAGAUAUUCCACCGUAGCUGGCGUACAACAGAAAAGAGGGCAGUGAUCUCGCUGCCUGAAGUCAGCGCUGCUACAAGAGUCCAGCGCCAUGAAACUGAAUCCCCAACAAGCUCCACUCUAUGGACAGUGUGUGCUGACUGUUCAGCUCGACGAUGAUGAUGUGAGUCGUGCUGAGGGAGAAGAGGAAGAGGAGGAGGUGGAGUUGUAUCUUUUAUUCUCAGGAUCCACCCAAAGACAUCUGACUAGCACACUGCGAGUCAGCCGUGUCACACUGCAGGCUGUGUGUCCAGGCCAUAAUGUGUGUGAGCAGGUCUUGGUGACGUUAUGUUUGGCACGUCGUGGUGGACCAGUGGACACACACUCCCAGGAGACCUUCUGCUUUGUACAGGACUUGGCUCUCGACAUGGCCCACUUCCUACUUGACAACGCAGAUCCACAGGAAGCAUUGCUAUUGGAUGAUGAGCAGAUUCCGUUGAAAGAGUGUGAGAGGUUGGAUCAGAACCUCGCUUUGGCCCUGAAACACCUCACCCUGCCCCACCAGAGGACUGCACCAGGAGCACCCUCACACACAUGCACACAGACAGCUGUGGACAGGCAGAUGGGUAACCAAACACUGUCUGUUACAGCGACAGACACACAUGCACACAGUGACACGGACAGACACAACACAGAGACACACAAGGGAACAUGGAUGGACGUCUCCACACUGCUGGACAGUUGCACCGCUGUGACUCAGUGCCAGCAGCUCUCCAGCUUGCUGCACUUGGCAGCCAGUCAUGGUCUGAGGACUGUGGCAUCGUUCCUCCUGCAGCAGCCAGGAGGCAGGGAAGUGCUGAGGAGGCCCAAUGCUCAGGGACUAACUCCAGCAUGUCUGGCAGAGAGCAGAGGACAUCAGCAGCUGGUGGAGCUCUUCACACAGUAUGAGACGUUCUCAAAUGUCCAAGUGGAACCAAAGGAGCAGCCGCACUUUUACCCAGAAGGCCGAGUGUUUCAGCACCAUGCAGAACUCAAUACCUACACCCUAACGUUCCCCGGCCUCCAUCAGGGGGAGGGGGGGGCAGAUACACAGAGCAGUGCAGACUGCUGCUUACAGGAGGAGGUGAAGGAGCUAAGGAGACUCAUUCAUCAUCACAGAGACAAAAAGGGAAAAUCAGAUUUUGCUGGUACCAUCGCACAGACACAUCUCCACAUCUCCACAUCCCUCUCCAUCGAUCAUGAGCUGGUCAGUCCUGCCUGUGGGCUACAGCCUUGCUCUAACUGCCAGCAAGAGAGCAAGUGGGAUGCAGGCCUAGCUGUGGUAACCAUAGAGAACUGUAGCACAACAGCAGAGGAACAGGGAAGUCCUCUGUUAUUGGAGGAGAAAACACAUGGGGAGGACUCUGCUGUCGUCACUCAUACAUCCUGUACUAGUGGAAGUCUUUGUCAGAGCCAGGAAGCUGGGGGAGAACAGAAGGGUACACCAGCUGCCAACUCUCCUGCUGGCCGUAACAGGAAAAACAAAAAGAGAACCACAAAAACCACAAGACAUGGAACAGAAUCUCCAGGAAAUAACAGAAGCACCCCAGAGGCCGGUAGAGGGACUGCACGGAGGCCCACAAAGACAACAAGAAGUAGACCAGAGACAGAUGGAACUAUUUCACCCAGAGAACCAGCGGUGGUAUCUGUGAUCGGUGACGGAGGAGCCACAAAAACUCAGUGUAGUCCCAGAACAGAAGAGACUCCAUUACCCAUAAAGCCAGUGUCUACACCAGGUGGUGAUGGGAAGUGUGCUGGCAGGAAGGCAGUUGCGUUGCGUACCACCACCAUCAUAGAAAAACAGGAAGGAGAGAAGUGGGAAGUUGACCAGCUGAUAUGUGAGCGAGUUGUAGAGACAGAAACAGUGACAGAGACAGAGCAAGGAGACACUGAAAGUCUCCCAGCAAAAGAAGCUAAGUUUAACUUAGCUCUGGAAUCAGCUGCAGAGAGGACAGUAACCAUGGGUCAGGAACAAUCCCAGGAUCCCCAGGAAAGCCAGUCAGACCCAGAAGAGCCAAGCCAACCUGACACCAUGAACAAGAGUACUCAGUCUGGCAGGAGGAUCAGCCCCAAAUCCCCGGACACGGAAAGAAAACCCUGGAGAGGGCUUUGGCGGGAUGGAGGCUGGAUUGGAAGCAGAAUGGGAUCACCCCCACAUGGAGCAGAAACAGUAGCAAAAACAGUCUGGUAUCAGGGUGAAAACCUAGAGCAGGGUCCCAAUGAAGACUGGGACAGAAAGGAGUCAGUUUGGUAUGACAGUGACACAAUGGAUCAGAGAAAACAUGAACAGCUGGAGCAGGGAAUGAGAGAGCAGAAAGAAUGUGAUCUGAGCUCACCCCAAGCUUCUGGUCUUAGUUCUCCACAGCUGUUAGAACAGUGUCUUAGUUCUCAUCAACUGUCUGCAGCUCUUAGUCAGCCACAUGCCGCUGGAACACAGCCAGCACUGUCACAUGGGCCUGGUGCACAAAGACGGGAAGUACACGGAUCACAGCGAGAGGAGGAAGUAGGGCCAGAUUGGAAGAAGGGAGGAGUGGAGGGAGACAAAGAGGAGGUCAGUAACAGAGAGACAACUUACAGCAGAAAGAGUUCUGAGACAGCAGACAUCGAAGAGGGAGGAGAAGAGAAGCAAGGGAGCGAAGAGAAAGGGUCAAAGGGCAGAAAAAAGAGGAGGAAGAAGAGGGGGAAGAGAGGCACAGAGGCCAGGCUUAGCUCCAGCUCCACUAUCUCAGUAUCUCAGAGUGAGAUAGAGAUACAGACACAGAGGGAACAAGUGACAAACCUGAAUACUCAGUCAAAGACAGAGUCAGAAGCCAAGGAAAAAACACGAAGGGCAGACAUCCAGUCUCCCAGUGCUUCUGAGCCAACCCAGAGAGAGGAAGCUGACAAGGACGCCAUGCAUCUACCCAGCCAGACAGAGGACCAGAGCAGGGACGCUCAUGGAUCUGACUGUGACGUUACAAACUCGAAUCCUAGUUAUACUACUUCAGAAUUCAGUCCGACAGACUACGGGAGAACAGAUCUGACUGAAGUUACAGCUUCACAGAUAUUAGAAACAAAGGAAUUAUCAGAGGAUGAGAGCAUGAACUUUCAUGGACCUGAUGACUUUAAUCUGCAUUCUACUGUCACUGCUUCAGAACUAAGUAAAAUGGACAUCAGAAAGGCAGAAACAGAGGAAAUUGCAACUGUGCAACCAAUAGGAAAGGACGUACUUGACCCUACUGAGCUGGAAUUAAAGGGGCUUGCCAGUUCGGUGGAUAAUGUGGAGUCAAAGGAAUUGUCAGAAAAUAAGGAUUUGACAGUUGCUGGUAAAGCUGUAGCAUCCGUGGACCGGACAGGUUUUGUAGAAUCUAACUGUCCAAAGGAACGUCCUGUCAAACAUUCAGAUCCUACAGAAUUCACAGAGGACUCGUUUCUUGUGGAAUUUCCUGAACAGAAUAUACAACAUGUACAGUCUUCAGACUCAAACAAACCAGUACAACCUAUGGAUCCCAUGGGAAGAACUGUAGGAUUUAUGGAAUCUGUGUGUCGUACAGAAGCUGGGGGUCUGCCAUUUGAAGGUACAGCGGAUGUUUCACCACUUCAAAUACGGGAAGGAAGGGCUGAGACAACUCUGAGGGAAUAUUUAGAGCAUUGUUUGGCCUCUGAGAUGCUGAGAGAUCAGCCGCACAAGGAGGAAAAGAGAAAUGAGUUGUGGGUGGGUGAAGAGGAAGCGGGUAAGGAAAGAAGUUGGGAGAGGAGGAGUGAAGACAGAAAUGAUAGUGAGAUGGUACAUGGCAAGGAGUUAUCUUCCAUAGACAGAGGAAAAAGGGUGGAGGAUGAGGAGUUUCAUUCCUUAGAGAGAGAAAAAGAGCAGAACUACAAUGAAGGUCUAGUUGCCACAGCGGUAGCAGUUGUGACGGUAGCAAUAGCAUCAGCCAUGGCUAGCAUAGAAUUGAGCCAACAGUUAGCAGUCAUGCGGUUAAAGAGGCAAGAGUCUGCUAGCAAAGAAGCAGCAAAUGAUCCACCAUUAGCACAGGACACCAAUGAAUCAACUGAUACAUUAAACCAGCUGGCAGAUGAUUUACUCAACACUGUUCAGGCCACACAACUGUCUCCACAGCUGAUGAACAAAGACAAAGAGAACUGUCAACUGUUAGCAAUGACUCCAGCUGAGACAGAAAAUCAACCUAUAGAACUUUCACACAUUGAACCUACUGAUCAGUUCACCUAUGAAGAACAAGUUAAUGUUGAAAUAACAGAACAGUCCUAUUCUGUAGUGUUACGAUAUAACACUGAGACAGAAAAGCCACCAGUAGCAGAGCUAAGUAGCAACCAGCAGGCUAACCUUGACCUGUCAGCAGGCACUCCUAGUUUACCACAACUUGGCAAAGAGGAAAUUCAAAAAGGAACUACACAAAACAAACUCUUUAAAUGUUCACUACCUAAAGAAGAAGACAGUGUACCGCAAGUUAAAAUGAAACCUUUGCCAGAAGCAAAUGAAAUGAUUACAACCAAGGUAGACAGCCAAGGUCACAUGCAGACAGAAAUCCAGCUGCAAGAAGAAAGCCAACUUUCCUGUCCUGUUAUAGACACAGGACAACAUCCAGAGGCUUCUGACACAUUCUGUACUGAUUCUGUGGAGAAUCCCAGACGAGGAGAGCAUAGAGACCCCCAAGAUCAGAAUGACAGUGAAAGACAGUUAGAUUCACAUUUUCAACACAAUCAGAGCAAUCAGAGACAUGACAGAGAUGAUAGGCACCCUGUAGAAUCCAUAACUGCUGAGGACGAGGAAGGAAGGCAGGCACAUGAGCAGGAUAGUCCACACAGUAAGGCAGAGGAAAGUGAGAGCUGUGAACAAGGUUUCAAGGACAUGUCAGACUCAGACUGUCAGGCUAAAGAGCAUGAGAGCGAUCCACAGCUGGAUGGCCAGGUUAAAACACCAUGUGAAGGGGAGAUUUCCACUUUGCCGCUUUCUUGUGGUUCAACACUUCCUGUUAACCCCUGUGACUCGACUCCCGUGGCUGAUCCCAGUCCAGAGGAACAGACUGCCCCUGUGAAUGUGGAAACAGGCAAAUACCAAUCAUCCCAGCCAUUAGCGGACAUGAAGCGUGUCCCUGCCAUCUCUCUUGAAGAAGGCAGUGGUCAGAAGUCUGUUGCUAUGGAUAAUGAGGACGGUGUGUUUGAAGGGCUGGAUAAAGACUCUCUGGAUACAGUAGAUGGAUGGAAGGAAAGAGAAAGGAAUAAGAUGAAAAGUGAAGAGGAAGCAAGGGAAGAGAUGGUCACAGUGGAGGACACAUCCCAGACAGAAGCAGAAACGUUCCCAGCAGCAAAGGAAGAGUGUCAACAGACCAGGAGCGACUCAGACGGCACACGCACUCUGCAGAUCCAGAGGGAGGGGGAUGUUUUCUACCCUGUCCAGCCCUGCCCUGAAUCCAACACAGUAACAGCUUGUACAGACGUCCAUCCAGACAGAGAGGAGUGUGUGUCGGUGUGUUUGCUGCACAGAGACAAAGUCAGUGCUGAAGUGGAUGACACUGUCUUUCAAAAGCCUGAAGAUCUGAACAGAGGAGUUCGUGCCUCCUGUUCCUCCACAGAUGAUGCGAUGAUACAGGGAGCCCUCAGUCCCAGUGAGGGGGCUUUGUCAGGGGGCACAGCUGACGCUGUGGCCCCUCUGAGCUCCAGACUGUUCUGGAAGUCAGAAACAGAAGACAGAGGAGGAGGAGAGACAGAAGGAGGAGGAGAAGAAGAAGAGAAAAAAGACCAUCUUCCAGAAAAUCCCGUCUCCUCUUCCAUCCUGCGAGCCUCCAUCCGUUCCUUGUCUCCGUUCCGUCGUCACAGCUGGGAGCCGGGCUGCAACAACGCCGCUGCAGAUAAUGACAUCACACAGCGCAGCUCAUUGAAGAGCCUGUCAGGACAAGCAAUGAGAGCCAAGGCCCCCCUCCACAGGAGAAGUUUGAGUUGGUGUCCAUCCAGCCUGCGUCGUCCUGAUCAGGAGCAAAUAGACAAUAGAAGCUACAGUCUGGAGGGUCUGGAGGUGGAGAGGGUAGCAGACCAUGCUCAGUGUCCCCGCCUCAGUGAUCUGGAGGAGAGGACUGCAGGGAGGAGUUCCUGUGUAGAGAGCCAGGAGAGAGGCUCACUGGUGUCCCUCACUGAGGAGGAGCAGGAAGGAGACGGAAGCAGCAUCGAUAGCCAGGUACUGUCAGUGACAACCAGCUGUCCUGCCAUGUUCCAUCACCAAACCCUCACCAAAUCCAUCUCCAUGGUUACCAUCAGUCACCGUGAUAUAGAUGGGGUGAACUCAUUCUCCAGUAACUCUGGCUCACUGGAAUACAGUAUUUCAGAGGAGGAGCCAGGCCCUCUGCGGCGUGACACUGAGGGAAAAGGAGGACCUAAAAUCAGUCGGACGUUCAGCUACCUCCGCAGCAAGAUGAGCAAGAAAGGCAAGGAGAAGGAGAGGAGAGGAGAGAGGGAACGAGAGAGUAAAGAGAGAGAAAAGAAGAGUGCAAACGGUCAUCUCUUCCUCCCAGUCAGCCUGUCUCCUUCCGCGGCCUGUCAGCACUGCACCAAACUUGUGCACAAUAAGGAAAUGUUCCUCUGCAACAACUGUGGAGUCCAUGUCCAUAAGUGCUGCAGAGAGAGUCUGCCUGUCUGUACGAAGAGCAGAGCCAAGCAGCAGUCUCUGGUGCCAGAAGCUGUUCCUGGGUCAGCUGUUAACAUGAGGAGUAAAUCUACAUCUUCAGCAUCAUCUGUAUCAUCCACAUCCUCCUCAUCGUCACGGGAACGCUGGUCCACGGUAACCACCCCUGACGACCUGCUUCCUGUGGUGUUUCCACGGAGACACCCCAGCAUCUUCAACUCACACAGCAACCUGGCCAAGAGCAUCUCCACCAGCAACAUAGCAGGGUUAGAUGAAGUUCCACUGAAAGGCCUGAAGUUUCUGUCCCAGUCCACUGACUCUCUUCAUCAGGGGAGCAAAGUCAAUGCCUCGACAGAGUCGCUCACCGAUGAAGGUACUGAGAUGAUGGACAGUCAGCUGAUGGGAGAAUUUGAGUGCGACAUUAAAGAUUUGGAAGCUGAUUCUUGGAGCGGCACGGUGGAUAAGAAGUUCUUGAAAACGCUGAAGAAAGACGAAAUCAAGAAACAAGACGUCAUCUACGAGCUGUACCAGACAGAGUUCCACCAUGUGAGAACCCUGAAGAUCAUGUCUGAAGUGUUCUACAAAGGCCUUCAGAAUGAGCUGCAGCUCGACACUCACACUCUGGACAAGAUUUUCCCUGUUUUGGACGACCUGCUGGACACGCACACACAUUUCCUCACCCUGCUCCUGGAUAGAAAGAGAGCUUCCUCUGCUGAGGGACAAAACAACAACAGCUUCCUCAUCUGCAGCAUCGGGGACGUCCUGGUCAACCAGUUUUCAGGCUGCAGUGCUGAUCGUAUGAAGAAGGUUUAUGGGAAGUUCUGCAGUCGGCACAAUGAAGCGGUCAGUCUCUACAAAGACCUGCAUGCCAAAGAUAAACGCUUCCAGGCCUUCACCAAGAGGAUAAUGAGCAGCAGCAUUGUGCGGAGGCUCAGUAUUCCAGAGUGCAUUUUGUUGGUCACUCAGAGGAUCACCAAAUAUCCUGUUCUGAUCCAGAGGAUUCUCCAGCACACUAAAGACUCGGAGGAAGACCACAGCUGUGUUUGUGAAGCGCUGCGCCGUGUGAAGGAGCUGAUCUCGGCCGUGGACAGUAAAGUCAACGAGCAGGAGAAGAAACAGAGACUGAGGGAGGUCUACAGCCGCACUGACAGUAAGUCUAUCAUGAGGAUGAAGAGCGGCCAGAUGUUUGCCAAAGAGGACCUGAUCAGAGGGAGGAAGCUGCUGCAUGACGGAGCGCUGCAGCUGAAAACCUCUGCUGGACGACUCAAAGAUGUCCACGCCAUGCUCCUGUCUGACGUGCUGGUCUUUCUUCAGGAAAAAGACCAGAAAUAUGUCUUUGCCUCAUUGGACCAGCGCUCUACAGUCGUCUCUUUACAGAGUCUGAUUGUCCGAGAAGUGGCCAACGAGGAGCGAGGUCUCUUUCUGAUCACAGCCGGUAUAGAGAGGCCAGAGAUGGUGGAGGUGUUGGCCAGCAGUAAGGACGAGCGCAACACAUGGAGGGCCAUUAUACAGGACGCCAUGCACUGCAUGGAGAAAGACGAGGACGAGGGAGUUCCCAGCGAGACAGAAGAGGACAGGCGGCAGCAGGAGAACAGAGCAAAGGAGAUCCGAGAGCUUCUACGAAGGAAGGACGAGCAGAUCAUCUCUUUACUGGAGGAGAAGGUCCACAUCUUCAGAGACCUGGGCGAUUGUAAUCCCACCCCUGAUGAUACAAGUCCUCCAGUCAGGGAGCGGAUGUUAUUCAGGGCCACACCUGAUGAUGUCACAAAGGGGGAGCCAAUUAUAAAGGAUGCCCUGAGCAAAGUGGAGACCCUACAUGCUUUAGUCAGCAGUGGUGUUGGUGGAGCCGGCUGCAGUGUCCCAGUUGGCCCGACAGGGGGCAGCGUGGGACCGGUCUGUCUGCCCAGGAGAGCUGAGACGUUCGGAGGCUUCGACAGUCAUCAGAUGAACAGUAGCAAGAAUGGAGAGAAGGAAGAGGGGGAUGAAUCACUGGACCUCCGCAGGACUGAGUCAGACAGCGUGUUGAAGAAGGGAGCCACUGCCAGCCUACAGAUGUUGCUGAAGAGAAACAACGAGCAGGUCCAGCACAGUGUGACACAUCUUCACGACCUGCUGAUUUCACUGCAGGCCGUGGUGGUCCAGCAGGACUCGUUCAUUGAGGACCAGCGGCAGGCCCUGAACGAUCGGCUCACCGCCAACUCCUCCAGACACUCGUCCUCUUCCUCGCUCUCGUCCUCUUCUUCCUCCCGCCCCUCCUCCCUCAUCGAACAGGAGAAACACAGGAGUCUGGAGAGACAGCGACAGGAGGCGGCCAGCCUGCAGAAACAGCAGGCUGCACACCAGGAAGAAAAGAGGAGGAGAGAGAAGGUAUGGGAGCUGAAGGAGAAAGGUCUGGCAGAGCGGGAAGAGAGGCUGAGGGUGGAGGAGGAGGAGACCAGGAGGAGGCGUCGGGAGGUGAUGGAGGAGAGAGAGACGCUGCAGAGGAAGAAAGAGGAGUACCAGAGAGAGCUGGAGAGGCUGAGGGAGGCCCAGAGGAGGCUGGAGCGAGACAAGGAGGCUCUGAGGAGAGACACCGAGCGACUGGAAGCCACGACGAGAGACCAGGCGGAGCAGCUUCAGAGGUACCAGCGGACUCCCUCCACCACAUCUGAAGACUCCAUAAGGUUCCACAGCUCCGGGUCUCUGGAUCUGGAUUCAAAAGAAGCAGCAGAACAGCCAAAAGAGGUGGAGCUCUCAUCCUCUGCUCCGACCAAAGAACCUUUCCUCCGCAUUGGAUCCAAGAGGAUGGGCAAAAACUUUAACCCCUUCUCCUCGUCAUCCUCCUCUAAGCCUCAGGGAGCAGAGAAGGAGGCCCAGCUCCCCACCAGACUGCUCCAGCUGGCCAAGCCCAAAGAGAAGAAGGACAAGAAGAAGAAGAAGCCACAGACAGAAAGCAAAGUGAUGUUGGAUCCUCAGAAUGAUGGAGACAUCUUCUUCUGCUGAGGACCUGGACGAUGCACAUGUGAACUUCUAACCUUCCUGAGGAACCAGACAACUGGCCAGUGCAGCAAACAGGACCCAGAGUGUCCCUUAACUCUAGAUUUGGAUAUAAAAUGCCCACAUGCGUCUUUGCUGACCAUCAUGGAUGAGAAGCCAGCCGGGUUCCCAGGAUGAAAGUCUGACUUACGUGCGUGUGUCCCCCAAGUGAACAAAGGUAAUGACCUUCAACCAGAAACACCAGGCGAAGUAAUGUUGAGGACUUUAAUGGACAAAUGUGCCAAGAAUAUCUCCUAUAGCCUUCCAUCGGGUAGAGCAGUGAGAGGAACACAAGAGGAAAACAGAUCCUUGAUUUCUUCCAGUUGUCAGUCAGAGAUCAUGUGUUAGACCAAGUCACAUGAUUUAACAUCAACCAAUAAGUGCCUUUUUUUUUUUCAAGUUUUGCUGGUGCUAACUUUGAAUGCUUGUGAUGCUGGUGACUCCUGAGUUUCAGUGAACAGUUACAGUAGGGGUCCCUAAAUUUGCUUUAACUCCAGUUUUAUCAGUCAAGCUGCCAAACAAGACCUAAGAGGGAGUAAGAGAUGGCACACGACAUGGUGUUUGGAACAGUUAGUAACGCCGUUUGUCUCUGUCCACACUGUGCUGAGGUCAGUGUGUGCAACACAGUCAAUCCAUGACACGUCAGUUACCAGAGAGAGGUGGAUGAAUCUGCAGAGACGGGCAUGUCUCACGGUCCACUGAGGGGUCAGGACACAAGACGAAAGUGGGAAUGAUCAGCAAAGACUCUGAUAUUGUCUCUUUCUGUUGAAUGUAAUGACAGUGGAAUGAAGUGCAUUCUCAAAGCAGUUUUUAAUAGUUGUUGUCAAAUAAUCACCUCCAAUCUCUAGAAAGUCAUCAUUUUCUUGUAGUUGGUCAUGAAAUGUACCAGUCAGUAUGGACAAUAUAAUCAGAGAUCAUCUUUAGUCAUCAAUCAGUGGGACAAUUCUGGCAGUGCAACUGUUGCAGCACAACAGGAUCAGGAAUACAAAGGUUUUAACAUGCACUUUAUACACAUGAGAGAGUGAUGCUUUAUUUUAAGGGUCUGUCAUUUCCUAAGAAUUUUUGUUUUAAGCUGAAGAGAUACAGGAAAUGUGGAGGGGGGCGGGGUGACAUGCACCCGGGCCGCUGUGGUAAGGACUCGGCCUUGUACCAGCCGAGCUUCCGGGGCGCCCCAUUUCCUAAUAAUUUAAUCUGAAUUUCUUUUCAGUCAUUUGGUACUAAUUUCAGGGAACAUGGGAACAAAGAUGAGCUCCAUUUAUUAUUGAAAACUUUUAUUCUUCUAUUUUUUAUCUUGUGCUCGAAAUCAAUAUCAUCUGUCAGGACUUAGGGGGCUCCAUGCGUAUGCGUGCUUGUAGAUACAUUUCACAUAUUUUCCCAUUUUUGCGUGUCCAUUGAAUUGAAAUGAUUUAAUUACAAGUGUACCAAUUGGACAGUGUUUCCCUAUAAGCAGAAUCAGAUAACACAGUUAUUUGUACAAGUCCUAGUAAAUGACUAUAAGACUGUAAAAUAAAGCAUUACCCUUAGUUAUGUUGUGGUGGGACUCCAAUAAUACUGAAUAUAGGCUUUUACUGGAUUUAUAUUGAGAUGAUAUGAUCAUAUCCUGUUAUUGUCUUUCAAAAUUCUGCGGUCAAAAUGAAUGAUUCCAAGCACAUCUGAAUGGAUGCAGAACAGUGGAACUCACUUCAGUGCACUGAACAUCAGUUUGACUGAGCUCGACAGUUCAGUCUUGACCUUGGAAACAUCAGCUGACAAAACAAUCUCGUCUCAAGGUCCAUUUAGUAGCUCUUCCGGAGCUUUCAACCACAUUGGCAGAUUGAGUUUACUCAGGCACCAUGGAACUGUUGAUGUUCAAAGUUGCCAUGAUUGUUGAUGUAAAUCAAUUUGGAUUCAUUUCUAAGUAGUUUUACAUACAUUUGCCACUUUGUGAUAAAUAUUGAUAUUUAGCUCUACUUAAUAGUAGAAAAAUAGAGAGAAGAUAACCUUAACCCUCAUGUAAGAAAAAACUAAUCUUGUCGGGUUUGUUAAGGGCUCACAGUCACAUCAAUCAAUGGCAAUCAUUAUAGACAGAAACAGAGUCAUUGACAGUUGGUAACGCUGUAGAUUGUCAGAUAGUGGCUGGAUACUUUAUUUAACUCAGUUGAAGAGAGGAGAGACGAGCCUUUAAUUCUAAUUUCCCCUGGUCCUUAUGAGUAUGUUUGAUCAUAGUUUUUUGGUAGGACACCCUCUUGUUUUCUGAUCUGCGUCUAUUUGUCAUAUUAGUUUGCCGUUGCUCAACACUUCCUCCAUCUGUUUCACAUUUAAAUCCUUCAGUGGGUACUAUCUCCUUCCUUUCCCUGAAGGUCUUAUUUUGAAACAAAGUAGAAUCAAUCAAAGUGAAUUCCAGAGGACACUGAGGAUGACUGAUGGAAUAAUGCUGUGGAAAUACACAUUAUGUUGAAGUUACCAUGUAUGUCAGUACAUUUACUGGUCAUUAGAUUUUUCUAUACAUAUUUUGCUAUUAUUUCACACCCAGCCAUUAUUUGAGAAUUUACAGUAUAUACCAAAGUCAGGUUUAACCUAGGGUCAGACUUUCCAUGCGUGAAGCUGAAGUGUGAAUUGAACUUUAUACAGCAGUUUUUUUAGACUUGUUCCAACAGAUGACUGUUUUGCAUUUUAUUGGAAAGACAAUUCAUAAGUGCAUUGGAUCAUGAAUGGUAAAUGGACUGUACUUGUAUAGCGCCUUUCUAGUCUUCCGACCACUCAAAGCACUUCACACACUGAGUGAAAUGAGAGAAGAGAAAAACUAUUUAAAAAUAGUUUCUCUUAGAAGAACACUUGAAAUCUACUUUAAAUCCCUCUGUGCUCUGCAUUGUACUGCAGAGAUCCCUCUUAAACUGAAUGUAUGGGACAAGAACAAAUACAACCAAUACUCCAGGGAGCAAAAACAGCAGCAUCUGUUAAUACCCAACCCUUCCUCAAAAUCCUUCCCCAUAAUCCUCAGAUUGUGUGUCUUUUCCUGUACACGUCCCCUCUCCAGCCCUGCUGGCAUUGAUAACACACCAACACACAGUGGAUGCCCUGAGGCUCAUAUUCAUCCCCUCUCAUCUAUCCACAAUAAUAACUCAUAGCUUUAGACUUGCACCACAUUGAUUUUUUCCUCCUAUUCUCUUUCUAAGCUCCCGAAGCCAUUCAUAGGAAGCCGCAGUCUGAAGAAUAAUAUUUCAGCCCACAGUGUCAUUUCCCGCCUUGCUGCUGAGAGGAGCAGAUAGCACAGCAGCCCAUCUCUAAUUCACUGCACCCUGACCCUAUUGUUCUCUCUCCCUCUCAUUAUUGUGUGCGAUCACCAGCAGUGGUUGGUCUUCCUCAGUCCUUCAGUCUUCUGAUUCAGAAGCAAAAACAAUCAGGUUCCUUUGGAGACUUAUUCAUAGUUGUGUCCCUGCAGAUUCACAUCAAAACCAGAAAUAUAUUUUUACAGUAUCACACAGCCUUAAUAGAACUUAAAUGAGAGAAAUGUUAUAUACAUGAGUUGUGCCUUAAAGUUUUUUCUGCUACAGCUUACAGAUCCGCUCUGUAAAUAAGAUGCCAUGUGCUCUCUUUUGCAAAAAAGUAAAAAGAUAUUUCAUAGUUUUUGUUGUCAUGAUAGUGCCCCCUGUCUUUGCAUUAACCAGUCAGAAUGCUGUUGUUGUCUGUCUACAAAGACAACUGUAUUUGCAUAAAGCUGUAACCGUCACUGUUCUAUCAUUGGCUGACAGAGACACAUCACGAAGAGAGCUGCAGACUUUGAACAACAACCUACUUUAGCUUUCUAGCUAAUGUUUCCUUCUUCUCUGCAGACACACGUCACACCUUGGCUUGCUAACAAGCUUUCAAACAAACAUCCACCAGGGAAAAGUAUACCGCUAACAGCAGUUUGCAGGUUAGAGAGCUAAUUAGUCAGCUGUGUCACACUGAACAGCUUAAAAAUGUACCUGCAAAUAUCAACGGUCAGUUUGAAUGCGAAAUCAUGUAGUACACCACUCUUAACAAAACACUGUCUGUCCUUAGCUGCAGAGCUACAUUUAGCAGCACCAUUCAGUUUAUACGGUGUCUUUGUUGAGAGGCUAAAGGAGCAUUUCUGAUGGAUCUCCAAAGAUGUUUUUUUGUUCCUUUCAGUGAUUAAAAAUAUGAACAAUAAAUGUAAAAAUCAAUUUGAUAUGCAAGAAAGAUGGCUAAUUGUGAUUUAAGUUGGAUUGAAAUACAGAUUUAGUCUUCCAUGUAUGAGCACUAUGAAAUGUUGUGAAAUGGACAGUAAAACCCAAGAACUGCCAAAUUAAAAAAUAAAUGUCUAGGAUAUUAGAUUACAACCCCUCUUAAUUCAUUACUUGUGUUGUGUUUAAUGUAUUUAAUCAGGAUGUGUAUUUUUAUAUGUAUGUUUCUAAUUAUUAACUUUUUUAUUUUUAAAGAUAAAUGAAGAAUUUAUUUUUCAAAGCCUGCAGAUACAUGGUCACAUAUGGUGUAAUGCUACUUGUAAAUUAAACAACCUAAGCUGUCUGAAAAGAAAGAUUAACAAGCGCAUAGUCCAAAUCUAUUCACCAUCUUCUUUCAUUUACUAAAACCCAUCAUCUAUCUUUUUCAACACUGUUCUACAUUUCAAGCUAAAGGCACCAAGGAUGAAAUCUUGUGAUGUUUUCUUCGUAUAAAUCAUAGCAGCACUGCCACGUGGUAGCAACCAGAGUCCUGCUGUGAAGAGGGAGAUUAGUUUAAAUACCAAUUUACACUUCCACCCCCUCUCUGAUCCAGACAACCCCCCAAAGUGACGUCCUUCAGUGGGUUUCAGUGUCCUUAAGUAAAAACCAGACAUUUUUACUUCAGUGUAGUUUUAAUCAGUGGAAAUGAGUCCACAGAGGUAUGUAUAUGCAGGGCUGUUCUCCACAGUUUUUUCCCUUGAACACUUCUACACUUCAAUACACAAUCUUCCGCUUUUGGAUCCCUGAAAAUAAAAUAAGCUAAAUCACAGAAACAAUGUUUGAUCAGAGAGUUUAGUGGUUUGAAAAGGAAGUGAAACCUGAAAUCUUGUGUUUUGCUGAGAGCUGAGCAUGCUGGGAGGCCUGGCUCUCUUCUCCUCCACAUUGUUCCCAUUCAGUGUGCACUAGAAUUUUACUAAAACCAUUCAUACAACUUUACAAACUCACAUUAGACCUUACAGUUUUUGCACUGUGAGCUUUUUGAAAUGUAUUUGUACUAAAAACAGAAGGUACAAAGUUUAUUUUAUGUACAAAGAAAAAAAGGGCAAAGCAACAAAUUUUGUAAAUAUGUAUUAUGUACAAAUUUGAACUUCCAAAGUAUUGAUGACUGUGGAUUUUGUUUAGUUUGAUGAUUGUUUUUUUAAAAUAAAUAAUAAAGCUUUAUUUAUCUGUCGUCCUGUACAGUAAUUUUCUCUCAUCAAUAAAUAACUAUGCUGUUUGUCAUGUGA